This is a messenger RNA of Dermacentor andersoni, 10237 nucleotides long. RefSeq names its product echinoderm microtubule-associated protein-like 2. The record is from RefSeq and is a predicted model, not a curated record. Gene Ontology annotation, cellular component: mitotic spindle. Gene Ontology annotation, molecular function: microtubule binding. Gene Ontology annotation, biological process: microtubule cytoskeleton organization. Lineage: Eukaryota; Metazoa; Arthropoda; Arachnida; Ixodida; Ixodidae.
CAGUCUGCCUUUGGCGACCGGUGGUGCGGAGGAGCGUUGGUUGUUGUGUUCGGGUCGGGCAUCUCUCGCCUUCUCGUUGUGUAUGUGUGAGUGUGUGUGCAGAGCGAGAAACGCGUAGUAGUACGAAGGGGGCGUGCGGCCCUGUUUUCCUGGCGUCUAGACGCGAAUGUCGCGUCGUAGCGCACGGUCGUCGUCUCUCUGGUUGCCGCGAGACAAGAUCUUCGUGCACCUGAUCGUCAGCUGCUUGCUUGACGUCUUGAAGGGCGCCAGUGGUGCUGUGUAACGAACCAGUCUUAUUAGUGGUUGUGACUUGGAACUCACCUGCGUGUUCGGAAGUUGUAGCCUGCCCCGUCUUCUCGCGGUGUGCGUAAUCGUCGAGCGUUUCUGCAAGGCUCAACAUCUGCGGUGUUGCGAGGCUUUGUUAUUCUGUCUCCGUGGCAUUUCGAGCGUCGCUUUGUGCCGAGAAGAAGCGGUUAUUUCGUCUGCAUUGUCGUCUGUUCGGUCGUACGUCACCCGGGCAGCUUGGUUUCGCGGUUCAGCCAUGAGGAUUAACGGUCACAAGGAAGUUCGCUUCCAAGACACCUGCGACGAAGGUGGUGGCAGCCAAGAGCAGACGACCCAUGAGGAAGAGGACAUGCUGAACCAUGACGAGCUGUCCCUCCAGGAGCGGGUCAGUGACCUCGAGAAGAAAAGCCUCGAGCAGGCAGACGAGAUCACCUGCCUGCGGAGCACCAUUGCCGACCUGCUCAGGCGCAUCAACCAGCUCGAGGGGAGGGCUCCGGUGAUCACAAAUUCCAACAGCCAUGCCACAACGCCAACCAAGGUGUCGCCGUCCUUGCCUCAACAUCCGGCUGCCGUCCAGAACCGACAUACAUAUCAUAGACAGGCCAGCAACAGUUCCACAUCGUCCUACACAGACGGGGUGACGCCGCACAAUGGCAACCACCACCCGACGCACACUUCGCCAGGUGUGGCGCCCCAGCGCCGACUCAGUUACUUUCCUACUGCGUCCACCAGCUCACUGCACAGUGAGGGUGGCCAGAGCUCGACGUCAGCGUCGCCCGUCCCGUCUCCGGCGCCCUCGUCCUACCGCAGCUCUCCCUCGCCCCGGCAGACGCCCUCUCCAAACCGCCACAUCUCGGCCUCUACGUCCAACCUGUCUGCCAUGAGGCGGUGGAGCAGUAGUUGCAGCAGCCAGGACUUUGCCACUGGCAACAGACGCAUUGUAAGUGGUUCCAUGUACAAUCUGCCCAUGCGGUCUUCCUCGGGGACUCUCUAUAGACAUGGCACGAGAGAGGCCCAGCUCAAUACAGAGGAUGGCACUGUGCGAAUGUACCUGCGUGGCCGCCCCAUUGUGAUGCACAUUCCGAGCGAGCAGCUACAUGACUACAGUCUCAUGAAGGUCAACAGUGCGCCAUCGCAGAGGCUCAAGCUGGAGUGGGUCUACGGGUACCGGGGCCGCGACUGUCGGGCCAACCUGUUCCUCUUGCCCACGGGCGAGAUGGUCUACUUCAUAGCGGCCGUGGUGGUCCUCUACAAUGUGGAGGAGCAGAUUCAGCGGCACUACCUGGGACACACGGACGACAUCAAGUGCCUUGCAGUCCAUCCAAAUAAGCUCCUGAUCGCAACAGGUCAGGUAGCAAGUAUAGACAGACGAGAGAGAAAGCACAUUGGUGCGCACUCUACGUGCGGUCCCUGUGCGUGCUCCUUGUUCCAGCCUCAUGUCAGGAUAUGGGACUCCGUCAGCCUCAACACGUUGCACGUCAUCGGAGUUGGCGACUUUGAACGAGCGGUCAGCUGCAUUGCGUUCUCAAAGAUGGACGGUGGCUCCAUCCUGUGUGCAGUAGACGACUCGAGCGAACACACCAUUUCUCUCUGGGACUGGCAACGAGGAGAGAAGGGGGUGAAGAUUACGGAGACAAAGAGUGCUUCGGAUACGGUUCUGUCCGUGGAGUUCCACCCGAUGGACCGGCACACCCUGGUGACACUUGGAAAAGGUCACAUCCACUUCUGGGACAUGGAGGGGGGAACACUCGCUAAGAAGCUUGGCCUCUUUGAGAGGGACAGUCCCGGCAGCGGCGACUCUGCUGUCACAAGCAAAUACCUGGUGAAGAGCAACAAGCCCAAGUACGUGCUCUGCAUGACCUUCACAGAGCUCGGGGAACUGCUCACUGGUGACUCCAACGGAAACAUCAUGGUCUGGCAGAGGGGCUCCAACAAGGUGUGCAGGACGGUUGUGGGUGCCCAUGACGGGCCACUGUUCUCGAUUUGCGCCAUGAAGGACGGCACGAUAGUCACGGGUGGUGCAAAAGAUCGCAAGGUGGUCCAGUGGGACUCCAGCCUCACGAGGACGGGUCAAGAGGCCAAGCUUCCGGACAUGGCUGGUGGGAUUCGAACCCUUGCCCAGGGCAAAGGCAGCAUGCUGCUCAUCGGGACCACUCGGAACUCAAUCCUGCAGGGAACAUUCAGCCUCAACUUCUCCACUGUCGUGCAGGGCCACACGGAGGAAAUCUGGGCGCUGGCGGUCCACCCAACGCAGAACCAGUUUGUGACAGGUGGCUACGACUGCCAGGUGCAUCUCUGGGACACCCUGUCGCACUCGGUAGUCUGGAGCCGGGACCUGGGCGAACAGGCGCAGGCUGCCUGCUUCUCCCCCGAUGGCAGCGUCCUGGUGCUCACCACACGGACGGGUCGGUGGAGCGUCAUAGACUCGUCCACGCGGCAGCUCUACUCGAUGCACAGCGACGGCACCGAGCCCAUCGACGCCGUGGCAUUCUCGCCAAAUGGCCAGCUCCUCGCCCUCGGCUCACGAGACAGCUUCAUCUACGUGUACCAAGUCAGUGAAGAAGGCCGCAAGUACAAUCGCAUCAGCCGGUGUUCGGGCCACUCGAGCUUUGUCAUCCACCUGGACUGGGCAGUUGACAGCACGUACCUGCGUUCAUGUUCUGGCGAUUAUGAGAUCCUCUACUGGAAUGCCCUGGUCUGUCGGCAAGUCACCAACAUGUCAAUCACUCGAGACCUCAAAUGGCACACGCAGACAUGCACCAUUGGCUUUAGCGUGUACGGCAUCUGGCCCGAGAAUGCCGAUGGCACGGACAUAAACACGUGCUCCCGUUCCCACUCGGGCCGACUACUUGCCACCGGUGAUGACUUUGGCAAAGUCAGGGUCUUCUCCUACCCUGCCUCCCAGCCCAAGUGCCUGAGCCACAUGUAUGGUGGUCACAGCAGUCACGUGACAGCAGUGGACUUCUUGCCCGACGACAACCGUCUCAUCUCCCUGGGCGGACGGGACUGCGCAGUGCUUCAGUGGGCCGUCGUCUGAAAUUGCAAGGGGCACCAAGAGGAACAGUUGGGCCGCACGCUUCGAAGUCACGCGACAAGGAGUUGCACCUCUGCGCCCCAGGACGAUACGGGACAACACGUCAAGAGUGACACAAGGCUGUCCCGGUUGUUUCAACACACCGGAAAAUUCCUCCACUGUUGAGGGUCUCAGUUGGCUCCGAGGAGCCAGGGCGUUGGAAUUUCCCAGUGGUGAAACGGUCCUGAAUGUGGCUCAAGGAAUCGAACAUGCAGAGGGUGACUUACGAAAGGCAAUUCGGUUGUCAUUUGUGUUCACAGCCUGUGAUUGUCUAUUGUUUGUGAAGUCAUGACCGUCGUUUGCAUUGCGUGUCACAGUGUGUUGUUGUGUGGGCAGUCGAUGGAGGCAAAUGUGUGAGGAUGCUGUAAUCCGCUUGCUGAGUGAGGCUCAUGCAAACAUGCUGAGAAAAUGGCAUCUGAAAAAAAAAAAAAAUGCUCUCGCUGUCUGUUCUAUUCUGAUUGCAACCGGUGAUUGUCGGUCCUAAUCAAAUUAGCUAUUUGCGUCGCUUGCUGCCAGUGAAGGCAGUUGUAUCGGCAGUUGUUGGAUGUAGAUGUACGAUUCAACGCCGUAAUCAGCUUGCUCUGCAAAAUCAGUGAAACUCUAUCUAGCAAGAUCACAUGAGCAUGCUGGUGGUUAUUGCGGGCUAAGUAAUUUGUAGCUACUUCGAGGAUCGCAACAAUUAUUUUUUUUUCUUUCUUGAUAAUCGUUGAACCAACUCGUGUUGUGCAGACAUAAGCAUUGACUGUUACUGUCAUCCGUAUUGGAAAACAGAGGUAGCGGCUAUCAUUUUACUGGUUGUUGAGGCAUAUACGUGUCUAAUAACAUGUCAGCGUAUCACUGUCAGGAUGUAAUUGUACACUGCUCACUGCACCAUCGAAAGGAUUGUCUGGUUUCUCAUCAAAAUUUAGUUGCACGUUGUGUUCGUGAGAUCUGACAAAGUCCAUUUUCGGCAUCACCGUUCGCCCCAUGCGCAUGCGAUUCUUGUUUUCUUUUCGCUCUGUGGUUGGAUGACAUCAUUGCCUCAUAAUUAUCACACUGUGAGCUGUUAUUUCAUUAGCACUGUUUGUUAAGAUCCCCCAUAAAUGGUGUCCUCAAUAUGGUCCCCCCCCCCCCCUUGUUUUUUUUUUAUAUUUGACUCUAGGUGCCUAGUACACAGCUUUCGCAAGAAAUAAUGGAACUACUCAGCUCAUGAUCACAGCUCUGAGGUACUCCACACAGGCAACACAGUCCAGCGACUGUACUCACUGACGCAGUCGCCCCUGGCAGCAUUGAUUCUUUUGACAAAGGCUGGUACAUAGCUUUUUCACAGGUAGGACAGAUGUGCUAUUCCGUUCUGUGUCCUUAGUGAACAAGUUGGGCGUGAAGACAUUGAUCAUUGACGUGCCUCAACCACAAACUCUGUAAAGCUCUCGCACGAUUUGCCUUGUGCAGGUCAGCUUAGGCCCACGUUAUUUAGUGGCAGGUUUAGCUUAGAUUGUCCCAAAUGACUGCUGUGUGUUGCGCAAUUGAAGGUCUCUCUUCACUUUGGUCACCAUCUGAAGCCGCUAUUCCUUUCUCUUCUUUUUUUAAGCAGCAACUGUUUUCAACUGUGAAUUUAAGUAUGGCAACAUCGCAAUUAAGUUAGUUCCGACUAUGUUUUACAUUGUCUCCGCCACUGUGUGAACAUUUGCUACCAGGAAUCUCGCCUUCUUUGUGCAACUAUCGUUUAAUCAGCUUCUCUCCUGUCAUGCUCUGUUAUGAUGGUUCUGCACGGAGAUGUUGCGAGUACUAGUUGUAGCAUCAUCCAAGUUGCCAUUGUGCGACGCGUUCAAAUUUUUUUGCACUUAAUGGCACCAGGUUUAAUGCAGACAAUUUUGUAUACUCUUGCAGUAUUUGUUGCAUUGUUUGUUUAAUGCCAUGGCUCAUGAGGUCAAUAGACUGUCCUAAUAGACCUUGAAAAAAACAAAAAAAACAAAGGAACUGCCUACAAAGGUAUCUUUUGUUGGCUUUGACUAUGGCUUUUGUGGUUAUCGUUGCAUGUAGACUUAAAUGGAAGAGAGAAAAGACUGUGAUUCUGCGUUUUGAAGUUCCACAUUGUAGUAGCUCGUACGAAACAACAUAGGUGCUUUGUGAAAGCCCUCCACAUCGGCAAUUUGUACUGCAGUCCAUUUUGACUUCCGAGUGUGCCUGUUGGUUUGAGCAUGGGUGUUCGCAAGGGCUCAGUGUGUGAUAAAAGUAAAAAAAAAAAAAUUGUAAGCUUAACAGCAAUACACGAGGCAUGUGAAAAUGUCUAUGAAGAGUUGAGGUUGUGACCACGCUCUUAGCGUCUGCUACAUCUAUGUUGUGUGUACAUGCGUGGCGCCGGACGUGUGUGCAGAGGUUACACUUCCAACUGCUGUGCCGUAAUUUCCACAUUUCUAAUUCCUAGCCUCAUUUAGAAAUUUUGGGAUUGAGUGUUCAAAGUGUUUGUUGCACGAGCAAUUGUGGUGCGGUCAGUCAUCAGUGACAUAACUGUGACGCUAUUGCAGUCAUUGUGACGCACCUCUGUACGUGAUGCUGAUAUGUUGGUGACUUGACUAUAGCUGUGUGUUGUACAUUUGCAUGCGGCAGUUUUCAUACCAGCAUGCCAUUUUUGUGACUCGCGCACGGUUUGCCAUGGAGUUGAGGGAUAGACUGUAUUUACAAGGCCCAUUCACUCCCGAUGUGAGUAAAGUUUGCUGAGAAUGCCAGAACUGUGUUUUCCAGGGGCAGUUUUAUGCGGUAGACAAAUAAAUUGUUGCAUGAAAGCCACGAAGCAUUGCAUAAGCAUUCGCAGCAGUUAAAUAUUUGAGAAAGUUUUCACUUCGCACAUCUCUUCGUCUUUAGCAGCAGAUGCUCUCACUGCAAGAUACGAUAAUUGUGGUUACGCUCUAGUACGUGUGCUUGCUAUGUAUCGCACUGCAAUCCUUUAUUGCAAUAAUGCUUCUUAUGGUGAUAGUUAUGGAUCACUAUACUAUAGCUGCCUCUUUUGGCUGGAAGUUAACUUGACAUUGCUCUAGUGUCUUGAGGAGACAGUUGCAAAAUAGCAUUUGCGAGGAGGUGGGAGCUUGAAUUUUCUUGCGUGCUUGCUUCCGGGAGUGCAAACAAACUAUGUAGCUAUCUUUCCGGUGUUUUAUAACAAUGUUAAGGCCCUAAAUGCGUGGCGUUUUUGAACGCUCGUCUUGGUAUGUUCACUUGCAGUGACAAAGCUUGCUGGCAACUUGCCAUAUUAUUACAUUGCUUGUCUUUAGCUUUCUUUUUUUUUGCACUAAAUUUUUUUGCCAGCGUUGUUUGGGUGCUUAGCACUGUGCAAGUCAUUGAUUUCAUCAGAGGUUUUCAUGUCGACAUGAUCUGCAUGUGGAGUGGGUGUUUUUUUGUGAAGAGUGACUCUUGUUUUUACUGCACUGAGAUUGUGUAUUCGGGAACUGACAGCUAUAUCUGGUGAGAUCGAAGUUUCCUCGAAAGACAGCGCAUGAGCUAGACGUUCUUUUUCAUAUUUUUUUAUACUUUCUUUUUUGGUAUGUUCGUUCCUGUUUGUCUUGGCAAAUGUCGGGCAGCAUGUAUACUGCCAGUUAGUGGAGGAACAAUUGUGCAUUAACAGUUUAGCCUCCUCAGCAUGGAAAUGAGGGACGUCACUGUUACGCUUUCGUUGUGAUUCGUUCAACAGGGUUACGAGCCUGUUGCAUUAAUAUUGUGCAUUCUGGGGGUGCAGCUGUUUGUACGUUCAAUCAAAAGCGCAUGGUAAAAGUGAAUGAAAAACCAAAUAAGCAAUAUUCUGCGAGCUUUUAUAUCGCAAAGUGCACGUCACGUUGUGCUUAUAUAUCCCGGUGCUUGUUAACUUUUGCCGAACGUGCGCAUACUUUUCAACAGUUCGGUGCAGACUAUCCCGUUCACUGGCAGUAAAUGAUGAAACUGCUUGUAGCAGUAGGUCUGUUCAUUGCUUGUCUGCUAGCAGGCCGUGAAAUAGGCAUUUGUAACAGCAGGUCAUCAUCACAUAAAUGGAUGUGGUUGUUUUGCUUGUCUGGUCAGAGGUUGUAGAUGUUGAAUGCAAGACAGUGUCUCUUGUGGAGUUACUGACAUGCUCUUAUUGGUUCACAUUUGUCAUGUGCCUGCUGUUAUUUUUAUCGUGUCAACAAUGAAUGAGAACUUUGCAGCUGUUUUAUGUUACCAUGCUUACCGUUCAAAGUGAGACUUUUUUUUUAUUUUAGCACUGUUUACAUUUGUUUCAAUGUUUUACCAACUGCUUGCUCGUUUUGUGGCGCAUGGUAGGUUGCGAUUGUUCAAUGUAAACAUGGUGCGUUAUUUUUUUCGCAUUUAACAUUUCACUCAUUUACUUCAUGGCAUCUGGAAUGCACAUUGAAGCAUAUGCAACUGCAUGUUUGUAAAAGUGCGUUUGAAGUGUUGGUUUCUGCAAAUUUGUGAAAUGAAAACACAUCCACUCUGCACUUGUGCAUAAAGCACUUUGGAUGUCUCUCAGAGACAUUACAGCUGCCUGCAGAUAUGAAAGAAGCUGUUAAAUCAAAAGGGCUUGCUUCGUAUCUUUAGUUGCAACUUAAGCUAUACACAUUGAUAUACUGGCCUUCAUGCCAAAGCCUGGUAGGAAGCUUUUCGUCUUCAUAAAUUUUUGGAGCAGCUGUUCAUUUUUCUGCUUUUAAAUCAAAGAUUUUUGUUACCUUAUUGAUGUUUCGAUGCAGCUAGAUCAGUUGACAGCUGCAUGGUUCUGUGUGCGGUGUGUGUGCAUGAAAUUAUUUGAACACAUACUGUGGAGCAUGUCUUGGAUCAUACCGUGCGCUUUGUAUAUUUAGGAUGUUUGCGGAGCACUGCCUGCUGUAUUCAGAAAUAUGCUCGACUGUAAUAUCACGCUCAAAUCUGCUGAGUGAAAAGAAGCAUUGACCCCCCCCCCCCCCCUUCUCAUCCGGCACCAAUUUAUAUGGCUACUACAAUUCAGUAAUUGUCCCUUACGACAUGCCUGAAAUUUUGCAAUCGGGACACUUUCAAUAUGUGCUCAAAGGUGUUGGAGUUAAGGGGGCAUUCCAUUUAAAUUAUUAAUCCUUAAGAGCCUGGAGGGCAUUGCGUAAGGGAGGCACACAAGUGCGUAUUAUGCAAUCAACAUGCAACCGCUUAGUGCAGGAGCAGUUUAGAAGCAUUGCUGAAUUGCCAUCACUACUUCAGUCAAGGCUGACCUCAGCACAGCUGAUACAAGUAAGAGUGAACUUCAAGUGGAGGUAGCAUUCAGGAAUCUGGAAACUCUGUUUGUUUUUUAAGCUGCAAAGUUUAAAGAGAGCAUUACCAUUGCCACUACGUCUUGCAGCAGUUCUUGCUCAACGUUAAGCUCGAAACGUCCUGAGUGCGCAAAUGCAUGAAUCGGGCCAAGUCGACAGGAGCAUUUCACAUGCAGGCUUUAAGGUAACGAGUAACUCGAGUGUGAGCCAUAUUCAUAGCUGGUGUUGCCACAUGAAUGCCACAUCAUGUGGUUCACAUGUAUAAUGUAACAUGCAGCACAAGUUAUGUACAGCACAUGAGAAAAGUGAGUUCAUGUAAUGGCUGCUUGCGGCCUCAUCAUUUCAUCUAUCGUAGCAUCAUUGUAGCUUCCCGUCUUUUUUCACACCUCUUGGGUACGAGCAGAGGUGUGGAGUGUACUGUGUACAUUUUGGUUUCUUGCCAAAAUUUUUGGGGGUGUCAUGUAUGGUCAGGUUUGGAAAUGUGUAGGCCCAAGUGCAUUUUCUUCACCGCAGUGUCUUCUUUUCUUUCUUCUGUAGUUAUAGUCUGUGUACAAAGCAUUAAUGAGACAAGAAUGUUUUUUUUUUUCCCAUUCUCUUGAGGAUUAGAAACUUGGAACAAGAGAGAUGGAAACAAGGAAGGAAAGUCUGAUGUUUAUGAUGAGUAUAGCUUUUUCACCAUGCAGUCCUUCAAAUUGCUUAAAGUGUACAUAACAGGGUUAGUAUGACAUAGUAUGACUUGGAGUAAAAAUAAUGCUUUCUGACAUCGUUCAGAACAAGUUCUUUGUCGUGUGUUGAGUGGUUCAUGCAGUAUGUUAUUGCAAGUUAAAUACAUCACUGCAAGUCAGUGAUGAACAUAAUCAUUAUCAGAGUUAGUAGGCUUUUGUAGAACCAUUACGGAAGAGCUGGGCAAAUUAUGUCAACAAAAAUCUUGUGCAAGGUUGCCUUAUUUUUUGUUGUUUCCUGAAGCAUUGCGAAUCUGCAUACACUUUGAAAGUAUCUGCUAAUGCAUCCCUACUGAACACACCUGUAUGCAUUCUCAUGAUUCUGCAUGACUUCUGUAUCUGGAAUGAAAAAAAAGCAGAACUGGUAUUGUUUCCAUACCUGUAAUACCGAAAACUUUUGAAAUUAUGAAAAUCCAUGUGCACCAGUUUUGUUGAGACAUGUUAACUCAUUGCAAUAUAUAAACACCAUUCACAGCUCGCACGUCAUACAUUAGCAUAGUUCACAAGCCAGUUCUCCUUUUCUACGCACAUGCCAGAGUGUCAGGCACAUCACCAUCAUGUUGUUACUUUUUUACAUUUAUUUGCAGAUUGAAUAUAUAGUGCAUACAAAUAAUCGGUAAUAAUAUAUACGACAGCAGGAGCACCCUUGUGCACCCUGAAAUGUCCUUGAGCUCGGAGUGGCGAUUGUUGCAUACAUGGGCUGCCGCAAUAUGACGAACCUUUUAUGUGUGCAGCUACAGAUUCGUUCCGUGUUGUCCAUUUACUUUUUUGCCAGCAUGGAGGAUUUUCUAAGCCCCGUGUGGGUUUGGGGCUACACUCGUAUAUUGACAUGUGACUGCUAUGGACUGGCAAUAUUUAUUAUGUAUCUGCUUUGAGUGAAAACUCUCAUUUUGCUUCUCUCUUUGUAAAUAACUAAUAAAAAUGCACAUCUUCUAUGC